Molecule: messenger RNA, 5844 nt
Organism: Rattus norvegicus (Norway rat)
Lineage: Eukaryota; Metazoa; Chordata; Mammalia; Rodentia; Muridae
Source: RefSeq, a predicted model, not a curated record
GUAGAUUUACUUUUAAGAAAAAACUCCCUCUUCCUUGGUCCCUAGAGAUUUGGGUGCUAAGAAAAAUCUGUUCUCUCAUUCAGGUUGUAAGCAGCCCUCCCCAGCAAAAGCACUGUUGAGUUCUAAUAAUGCACAGAGAAACAUCUAGCUUAGCAAUAGAGGUUGCCAAAUGCUAUUCCCAGUGAUGUAUGAGAGACUGGAGGAAAGGGUCCGCACAGAAAUUGAUCAAUUUUUGGAGAGCUAGUUAGCAGGUAGGUCAUAGAACUUCCCAGUGGCAUCAUCAGUAAGCCCUUCACUGGACAAUCUAUUGUAUCUAAGAGAUCCCUAGAAUCUUCUGUGAUGUCACCAGUGUUGUGGUGACACCAACUGCCUUUGGGAUAUUCCUUCAGUUCCCUUUGGGUUCACAAACAGGCAUGUUUCGCCAGCCGCUCAGGCUAUUUCAGAAGGAAAGUGUUGAUCAAGGAGAGACCACACCAAGGCUGAAGGAAGAUGACCUCCUCUCAUCUUCCUUGGAAGGAAGGAAAUCAUUCUGGGGAAGGCUUGGUUUUGGUAGGAAGGCAUCAUCCCAAAAUGUCAUCAGUAAGCAAGAGGAGUGUUUAAAGGAACUGGAGGAACUUAAAUUUGAAAUCCAGAAGUGUCAAUUUGAGAGGGAUGAAUUUUAUCAAAUCCUGGACCUUUAUAUCUAUGAUAAUUGGGACCACAGGCUGGAUGUCGAAUUGCCAAUACUUCAAUCCGAACAUGAGAUGAGAAUGAUGGCUAUGCAAAUGAUGACCAGUUCAAUAAGUGAGGCCAUGGAGAGGUACAAGGAGCUCAUACAAGUGAACAGUUCCUACCGCAUCAGGCACUCCCAGGUUCUGCGUGAACAAACUCAAUUGAAGAACAAUAUACAGAUUUUGCUGAAUGAGAAGAGCGAACUGCUGGUGGAGAAGACUGAACGGCCAGCAUCCUGUGUGGAGGCAAAGAGGCUCUGUGAAGAGGCCGGAAUGAACAUCUGUGUCCCCAGUGCAAAGGAACAGCAGGUCUGAAAUUCUCCAGGAGAAACUCGAACAAGACACAAACCAGGGCAAGAUCUCCCUUGGAGAGAAGUGCUACAGGAGGAGAACUAAGUGUGCACAGCAAAUACACCACUAUUGCAUCUCAUCUGUAAUGUCCAUAGCAAUUGUGAACUGCAUUUUCCUCCUUUAGUUUUAUUUCUUUGGAUUGAAUAGGCCGUACUUUCACCUCCCCACCCUCCAGCAAGUGUAAACUUUUGGAGGGACUCAGAGAAGUGCUGAUGCACAUCAAUCAAGAGGUGCUGGUCAUCCAGAAAGACUGUGCACGUGUAAAUGUGUACUUGUCCUGGUGGGUCAUCCAGAAGAGUUUCAUGGAGAUCAGUUCACAACAUUGGAAAGACUUUGAGAUAAAGUCUGUAAUAUCAUUUCUACUCAGUAUUGGAUGGCUUUGUCCUUAAUACCCCCACUCCAACAAAACAGACCUACUUCCACUCCUCUUGAAAAGAUUAUUACCAUCAGUAACUGCUUGUCUACUGUGUCUCCAAGGAAAGACACAGGCUAUAAAUCUAUUCUGCAGAAGGAGCAGCAAAAAAUGCUUAGCGCAAUUCCUCUAUUUAAAGUGUGCCUGAGUUUUGAUUAUUUUGGUUAUUUGGUUUUCCUCCUAUUCAUUUGAAGUUUUGUUAUUUAUGUGUUGUUGUUUUGUUCAUUUGGUUUUCUAUUUUGAUAAGGAUAUAGACUGUAUAUAUUGACAACCUGCAUCUGGUUACUAUCAUGUAAAUUGGAUGUAUCCUGGUGAAAAAAAGAGUAAUCUCAAACUCUUCACUCUUAAGAACCUUCUUUAUUGAUCAUUAGUGUCAACAUCUGAAGUCCCACAGCUAUCAGGGAGGGAUGGAUCUCUGCAUUCUCAUGGGGACUGGGCAUCAAAAUCACUUCCCAGUCAGACUGAGAUUCAAAGGCAAUUAUACAGUCACUGUUCACUGUGUUCCAAACUCUGUGAAUUUCAACUUCAUAUUGCAUAUAUUACCCACUGUAUAUGCUUACUGUCAAAUAUAUAGUUACCUCUAAAUUAUACUCUGUGGAUGAGAGUGUUGAACAAAUUAAUGGGAUAAACAUUAAUUUCUCUGUAAUAUCUCCCAGGACAUAUAAACGUGGCAUAAGGGAGUUUAAACCAAUCAGGAAGCCUGCACCCAAAUCCCGUGGUGGAGAGUGCUGAACACCCAGGAAUGCAGAUACUCCUGAUGCCACAGGACAGAAAGCCACUUCUGCCCAACUUUGCCCACAUCUCUUGCCCAAUAUUAAUCUGCAUGAUGCCUCUGGAAACAGGAAUAUAGGAGCAGUCAGUGGCAGGAACCUGCUUGGUUCAGCCUGGGUCCAGAACCAACCCAGGCCCUGAGCAUAUUUGAAGAAAACCAGAGGCAUACAAUUCUGUUUCCUGAUUGUGGCUUUUUUUAAUUUGAAGUUCUAAACACCAUUUUGUUGUUGUUGAAUUUUAAUUGGAUAUUUUUCAUUUUGAAUUCAAAUGUUAUUCCUUCCUUGUUUUCCAGAAAUAAGUCUGAAUACCAUCGCCCUCCCCCUCUUCUAUAAAGGUGUUCCCUUCACCAUCCAUCUCUUUCCCAGCCUAGGCAGGACCAAGGGCUGCUCAUUCCAUUUGUGCCCAAGAGGACCAUCCUCUGAUACACAUGCAGGUGGAGCCAUGGCACAGUCCCUGUAUAGUGAUUGGGUAGUGGUUUAGUCUCUGGGAACUUUGCUUGGCAGUCAUGGUUGUUCUUAUGAGGUUGUUAGUCCCUUCAGCUCUUCCAAUCUUUCUGUAAUUCCUCCAACUGAGGUCCAGUUCUCAGUUCAAUGGUUUGCUGCUAGCAUUCUCCACUGUAUUUGACAUGCUCUGGCUGUGCCUCUCAGGAGAAAUCUAUAUCCAGUUCCUGUCAGCCUGCACCUCUUAGCUUCAUCCACCUUAUCUAGUUUGAAGGCUGUAUGUGUAUAGGUCACUCGUGGGGUAGACUCUGAAUGGCCAUUCCUCCAGGCUCUGUUGUAAACUUUGUCUCCCUAUCCCUUCAAUAAGGAUUCUUCUUCUCUUUUAAAGGAAGAAGUGAAGCAUCUACAUUUUGGUCAUCCUUCCUGAAUUUGAUUUGGUCUGUGAAUCUUGGGGAAUUCCAGCAUUUGGGCUAAUAUCCACUUAUCAAUGAGUGCAUACCAUGUGUGUGUUUCUGUGAUUGGGUUAACUCACUCAGGAUGAUAUGUUUUAGUUCAUUCUAUUUGCCUAUGAAAUUCAUGAAGUCAUUGUUUUUGAUAUCGCUGUAGUACUCCAUUGUGUAGAUGUACCACAAUUUCUGUUUCCAUUCCUCUGUUGAAGGGCAUCUGGGAUCUUUUCAUUUUCUGACUAUUAUAAAUAAGGCUGCUAUGAACAUGGUGGAGCAUGUGCCCUCUUGUAUGUUGGAGUAUCUUGUGGGAAUAUGUGCAAGACAGGUAUAGCUGGGUCGUCAGCUAGUGAAAUGUCUAAUUUUCUGAGGAACCUCCAGACUGAUAUCCAGAAUGGUUGUACCAGUCUGCAAUCUCACCAACAAUGGAGGAGUGUUCCUCUUUCUCAUAUCCAUGCAAGCAUCUUCUGUUGCCUGAGUAUUUGAUCUUAGGCAUUCAGACUGGUGUGAGGUGGAAUCUCAGGGUUGUUUUGAUUUGCAUUUCCCUUAUAACUAACGAUGUUGAACAUUUCUUUUGGUGCAUCUCAGCCACUCCAUAUUCCUCAGCUGUGAAUUCUUUGUUUAGCUCUGAACUGCAAUUUUUAUUAGGGUUAUUAGUCUCCCUACAGUCCAACUUCAUGAGUUCUUUGUAUAUUUUGGAUAUUAGCCCUCUAUCAGUUGUAGGAUUAGUAAAGGUCUUUUCCCAAUCUGUUUGUUGCUGUUUAGUCUUAACCACAUGUCCUUGGCCUUACAGAAGCUUUGUACCUUUAUGAGGUCCCAUCUGUCUACUCUUGAUCGUAGAGCAUAAGCCAUUCAUGUUUUGUUCAGGAAAUUUUUUCCAGUGCCCUUGUGUUCAAGAUUCUUCCCCACUUUUGCUUCUCUUCGUUUGAGUGUAUCUGGUUUGAUGUAGAGGUCCUUGAUCCACCUGGACUUAAGCUUUGUCCAGGGCAAUAAGCAGGGUAUGAUUUGGACUAAUCCAUAUGCUGACCUCCAGUGGAACUGGCACCAUUUGCUGAAAAAGUAUAUUUUUUCCACUGGAUGGUUUUGUCUCCUUUGUCAAAAAUCAAGUGAUCAUAGAUAGGUGUGUGGGUUCAUUUCUGUGUCUGCAAUUGUAUUCCACUGGUAUAUCUUCCUGUCUCUGUACCAAUACCAUACAGUUUUUAUCACCAAUGCUCUGUAACUGCUUGAGUUCAGGGAUGGUGAUUCCCAGGGAAGUUCUUUAUUGUUGGGGAUAGUUUUAGGGAUCCUGUGUUCUUUUGUUAUUCCAAGUGAAUUUGCAAAUUGUUCUGUCUAACCCUAUGAAGAAUUGGAUUGGAAUUUUGAUGGGGAUUGCAUUGAAUCUGUAGGUCACUUUGGGUAAAAUGGCCAUUUUUCUAUCUUCAUCCUGACAAGCCAUGAGCAUGGAAGAUCUUUCCAUUUUCUGAGAUCUUCUUCAAUUUCUUUCUUCAGAUCAUGAAGUUCUUAUCACACAGAUCUUUCACUUGUUUGAUAAAAGUCACACUGUGGUAUUUUUAUAUUAUUUGGGACUGUUAUGAAAGGUGUCAUUUCCCUAAUUUCUUUCUCAGCUUGUUUAUCUUUUGUGUAGAGGAAGGCUACUGAUUUGUUUGAGUUAAUAUUAUACCCAGGCACUUGCUGAAGUUGUUUAUCAGGCUUAGGAGUUCUCUGGUGUAACUUUUGGGGUGAAUCAAGUGUACUCUUCUGUCGUCCGCAAUAGUGAUAUUUUGACAUCUUCCUUUCCAAUCUGUAUCCCUUUGACCUCCUCUUGUUGUCUGCUUGCUCUGGCUAAUGCUGGGGACAACAUACAAUGACGGGGACUGCAGGCAGUAGGCCGGGAUGGAGACAUCUCAGAAGCCUGCAGCAGCUCCUUGUAAAGUAGGGUGGCUUCUUGGAACCCUGAGAAGCAGGAGACACAUCUCUCAAUGAACCCACCAUCUGAAAUAAGAGGCUGCCUGCCGCAGUCCGGGAUGGAGACAUCUCAGUAGCCCACAGUAGCUCUUUUUAAAAACUGGUUGUUUCCAUUUCUCCAAACCUUAUCCCUGGACAAGGGCUGUAUAGAUUUCAUUUGUGUGUGACUGCCUAUCAGGUGGCCUUGGUGUGCACAAUUAUUCUAUUAUGUCUGACUUUCCUACGUCUUUCUACUUCUGCUCUGGUGAAUUCUGUGAAACUAGAUGUUCCUUGAGAUUAUGAUUCUUAGACAAUUGGAAAUUGAUGCAUAGGGGCACAGCACAGCAUAUCCCUAGCGGCCCAGGUGCAUAUUGUGUAUUCUCAUCUUGGAAAAUAUGUAAUAACUGCACAAUUGAAGUUCCAGAUUAAGGUUUGACUUGCAAAGACAGCUUGAAGAAAAUAAGAGAAAAUGAAUUAGAGCCAACAAUCGGGCGCUAGGAAAGGAAAAGGUUAUUGAAGUUAGGAAAUAAGUCUUAUAUAAUAUUACAGACUAGUUAAGGAAAUAUAGAAUAUAUAAAAUUAUAUACUAGUAAACUAAGUCAAACUACUGGAACUCUUAUGAGAGUCAUUGUGUGCAAGGAACAGAAAGCUAAUGGAAUUACUGUGCUAAGGGUUACCUUGAUUCUUUCUGGCCACUGCCUGGCAGUUUUGCCCAUGUCAUUUAUCAUUAGAGAGUCUCAGGAAAAUGCAAUUAGCUGACCUCGGAGCUUUGGACUCUGAAGUAUAAAAGUAAA